AUGAGAAAGGUACGGUCGACAGUCAUCACCAUCGAUCGCGUGAAGCUGAUCUCUGCAGAUGCCCACAUCGCACUGAUGCAACAUGAGCCUUCUCGACCUCUAAGUGACGAAUGGAUCCAGCAGGUGCUUUCUGAGUUUUCCCAUGUCGUACUUCCGGCGAUGCAGCGCACAACAAAUUUCGGCUUUUUGACCUUCUUGCCAGCCAUGGUCGUCGCAACGGGCCACGAUUCUCCCGUAGGACUUGUGUUCCAGGCGAUUUCAUAUGCUUUUCGCUGCACCGGGACAGAUGACCCUCUAGCCAUGUCGAAACGAGCUAUGAUAUAUGGUCGAGGUUUGACUGCUACCAAUGCAGCUCUGCGAGAGCCAUCCUUGCAAACCAGGGACGAAACGGUCACUGCCGUCUGGCUACUCAGCCUAUACGAGCUCAUUGUGGGAUCAUCACCGCCUCAGUCAAACCUGGGCCCGACAACUUGGAGUGUCCAUACCCAGGGCAUGGCCACCUUGCUGCGAUUGCGUGGCACGAAAGGUUUCAACUCGCCCAUUACACGCAACUUGUUCUGGCUAUUGUUUAGCUCUGUGCAAAUCCAGUGUCUCGUGACUGGCAGUUCAUGUCCUCCAGGUUCCCUUCACUGGCUUGGGGAGUUAGAGAAGCAUGUCGAGGAAGCUGCCAUUCCAGUGCUUCAAAUGUCAUUGUACGGCUGUCAUGCUGCCGCGCUGUGUGAGAGAGUCCGAAAGUCUAUUGACGAUACGGACUCCACUUCGUUGUCGGUAGCGUUGGGGAUGCUGGGAGAAAUCCAAGAUCUUCAAACGGAGUCGUACGAGCAGACGAUUCCGCGGGGGGAGAGGUAUACGACAUCCGAAACCGAUCCAAGAACCAUUCCUCUACUAGGUCCACGAACGACUUUUGCUCGAACUCUUUUUUGUUCUUAUAAGCUCAAGUUUCUGCUGUGUCGCUGGGAACUCUUGAGAAAAGCUCAGGGACUUUCUUCGGGGAGUCUACUUGAAAAUCUACACCUGAAAUACCGAGAGACCGUCGCCGAGAUACGAACUGCUGCAGAUGAAAUUCUCGCAACCGCCCCUAAUAUGUUGGACAAGGCUGGUUGUGAGAGCUGGUCGAGCCUGAGCGUUGCGAGUUUCUGGGCAGAUGGGAUCAGGCUGCUCUGGCCUCUCCGACUAUUGGCAUUCUUGCCGGUAGCAAGGACGGAUCAACGGCGGUCUGCUGCAUUGAUGCUCCGUGCUCUUCGGGAUGCAAUGGGAUUGCAGCUGGCCACUCAGGAUCUUGUCCUAGAGCCUGAGCAAGAUCAUCCGGCGGCUAGGGCGUUAUCAGCAGUGAUUUAG
Exophiala spinifera is the source of this 1338-nucleotide messenger RNA. RefSeq lists its product as uncharacterized. The record is from RefSeq and is a predicted model, not a curated record. Bases 1 to 1338 code for a protein of 445 amino acids. NCBI's taxonomy places the organism in Eukaryota, Fungi, Ascomycota, Eurotiomycetes, Chaetothyriales, Herpotrichiellaceae. The transcript is spliced from 3 exons.